Molecule: messenger RNA, 837 nt
Organism: Nymphaea colorata (pocket water lily)
Lineage: Eukaryota; Viridiplantae; Streptophyta; Magnoliopsida; Nymphaeales; Nymphaeaceae
Product: 40S ribosomal protein S14
Exons: 6
Coding region: 136-591 (151 amino acids)
Biological process (GO): ribosomal small subunit assembly; translation; maturation of SSU-rRNA from tricistronic rRNA transcript (SSU-rRNA, 5.8S rRNA, LSU-rRNA)
Cellular component (GO): ribosome; cytosolic small ribosomal subunit
Molecular function (GO): structural constituent of ribosome; small ribosomal subunit rRNA binding; mRNA 5'-UTR binding
Source: RefSeq, a predicted model, not a curated record
ACUCACUUGCGAAACCCUAGCCUCCGGAAGAGCCAUACAAAAGGUAGAACAGCCUUCUCGCGGCUAGAGUUUUUGAGGCGGGAGCAGGCAAUCGCCUAGGGUUUCCGAGCUUCUUCCCACAAGAAGGAAAUCGAAAUGUCUGGAAGGAAGAAGACUCGAGAAGUUAAGGAGGAGAAUGUCACACUAGGCCCCACUGUUCGAGAGGGUGAACAUGUUUUUGGAGUGGCUCAUAUCUUUGCCUCCUUCAACGAUACCUUUGUGCAUGUAACAGAUUUGUCUGGAAGGGAAACCCUCGUUAGAAUUACAGGUGGGAUGAAAGUCAAAGCUGAUAGGGAUGAGUCUUCCCCUUAUGCUGCUAUGCUUGCAGCUCAAGAUGUUGCCCAGCGAUGCAAAGAGCUUGGCAUCACUGCUCUUCACAUCAAACUGAGGGCAACAGGAGGGAAUAAGACCAGGACUCCUGGACCUGGUGCUCAAUCAGCUCUUCGUGCUUUGGCACGGUCUGGAAUGAGAAUUGGCCGGAUAGAGGACGUGACUCCCAUUCCCACUGAUAGCACCAGAAGAAAGGGUGGACGAAGAGGAAGAAGGCUUUGAACUUGCCCCGCUCUUUGUUAUUGUCCAGUUGUGUUCAAGGUGAAGGCCGUGGAGUUUUUGUUAGCUUGUGCGUCAAUCCCCUCGAUUUUGCGUUUUUUCCCAUUCCUAGUUAGUUGCUUUUUCCCACACUAUUGCAAGUGAAAACAAUUUGUUUAUUCGUGGAGGGGACCUUUUUUUUUUUAAUGCUGUGGUAGUUAUAACCUGUUAAACUUAGCAAAGACCAAAUGACUCAGCGACUUUGUUUCA